AUGACCGGUGGCGGCUUCGCUAUACUUGAUACCGGCUCUACGAGCAACGAUGCAAACAAUUUCUCCGGCGUCUCUUAUAUUCGCGGUCCAUCAUGGCUACACAUGCCAGUUCUAACCAUCGGUUUACUCGGAAUAUCUAUCGUCUGGUCAGUUGAAAUGGCUUAUGCCUCGCCAUAUCUUCUUUCUCUCGGUCUAUCCAAAUCAGCAAUGGCCGUAGUAUUCGUUGCUGGCCCUCUUUCUGGCCUGGUCAUGCAACCGGUUAUUGGGAUUUUGACUGAUUCCAGCACGUCGAAAUGGGGAAGGAGAAGACCGUAUAUGAUUAUUGGAACGAUUUUGUGUGUUUUUGCUAUGUCGUUGUUGGGUUGGACGAAGGAAGUUGCUGGGAUUUUUACUUCCGAGAUUGGCCUGACAUUAUGGCUUGCUGUUCUAUCAGUCUAUCUGAUAGACUUCAGUGUCAAUGCAGGUUCUUGCGUUAUGGCAGUUGACCGCGCGCUCCUAGUCGAUGUUCUACCUUCCACACUUCAACCUUCUGGGAAUGCCUGGGCUGCGCGAAUGGGAGGCUUUGGGAGCGUCGUAGGAUAUUUCGCCGGAAACCUCGACCUACCUUCUCUGUUACCUAUAUUCGGACAUACUGAACUUCAAAUUCUAUCUGUGGUCGUCAGUAUAAUUCUCUUGGGUAGCCAUAUCAUCAUGGCCUCAUCCGUGAGCGAACGUGUUCUUUUAAAAAACAAUGCCUCUGGAGCUGGUGGUCCACUGGCAAAGUCUUUUACAACUGAAGUCAAAGCUAUGUUUGAGAAUCUAUGGUCGCUUCCCAGAGUGAUUCGACAAAUAUUCCUCAUACAGUUCUUCGCCUGGAUCUCCUGGUUCCCAGUUAUGUUCUACUCAACACUGUACAUCGGAGACCUCUACAAGCGAGCCUUCUUCGCAACAGCUAUCUUAGUUCCUCCACCAGAAAUAUCCGAAGAUUCUUUAGCUGCUCUCGAUACGGAAGCUACGCGUAUAGGAUCUCGGGCUCUUUUUUAUUCCUCCUUACUUGCGCUAUUCAUGAACGUUGUUUUACCGUUCUUUACUACAGAAGCUGCCAGACAUAAUAAUAUGGACCGUUCCUGGUGGAAUAACCUCGCAAUUCCAGAGGUGCUCAAAGUACAUCUUGUCAGCCUUUGGGCUGUCAGUCUAGGAGUCCUGGCAUCUUGUAUGAUAGCUACUUUUUUUACUUCGUCAGUGGCAGGCGGUACAGCCUUAAUUACAAUCACAGGGUUUUCAUGGGCCAUCACUCAAUGGGCUCCGUUCGCAUUGCUCGGCGAAGCUAUCCUAACCGAACCAGCGUCAAGUAGUGUACAUGAAGCAGUGGGUAUUAGACUAGUCGAUACGCGUUCACGUGAUGAGGGUAAUGACGGUGACGACGAAUCAGAGACGAUAUUUGUCGCUGGCGAGGCAUCCGAUUCGGACUCUGAUAGUGGCCAGGCGCAGAAAGGCCAAUUUGAGAGAGAAGAGCGGAGGAUAACGUUGCUUAGGCUUGGCGAGGCAGGUUCAAGCUCUGUGAAUGUUACUCCUGCGGUAACAAAUUAUCGGGAAGAUGAUGAAGAUGUAUUGGAUGAAGGCGCGCUACUUGUUGGUCGCCCUAGAGAUGAGGAGGAAGGUGAGGAGGAUGAGGACAUGGAUGAACAUAGUGGUGGUGGGUUGAGUGCGAAAGCUGGGAUAAUCCUCGGCAUCCACAACAUAUUCGUCGUCAUACCACAAUUUCUCGUCACAGGUCUUUCUUCUAUCAUAUUCGCAUUGGUAGAUCCUACGAAGAGCGUCCUGCAUGGGUCACAUCCGGGUGGAACGUUAGGUCCUGCUUUAAACCAUACGACAUUAGGAGGUGCUAUUCCUAGAUAUAUAGUACGGGACGACACAGAGGACGAGCUGGAGAUGAUCCAGGAGCUACAAGCUUCGGCAACCUCGAACUCUAUUGUGUAUAUUUUUCGGGUCGGUGGAGUCUCAGCUCUCAUAGCUUUUAUUCUUUGUUGGCGGUUGGCGAGAGAGUUGAGGCAUCGUUGA
This is a messenger RNA of Lentinula edodes (shiitake mushroom), 2040 nucleotides long. RefSeq lists its product as uncharacterized. Bases 1 to 2040 code for a protein of 679 amino acids. Gene Ontology annotation, molecular function: sucrose:proton symporter activity. NCBI's taxonomy places the organism in Eukaryota, Fungi, Basidiomycota, Agaricomycetes, Agaricales, Omphalotaceae. The record is from RefSeq and is a predicted model, not a curated record. The transcript has 13 exons. Gene Ontology annotation, cellular component: membrane.